AUGGCCGCCGUCCCAACCCUCCCCAAGGACGUCUCCAAGCUUGGACAGGAAAUCAAGCUUUUCGGAAAGUGGGAGACCCAGGAUGUCGAAGUGAAGGAUAUCUCUUUGACCGACUACAUCCAAAUCCGCCAUGCCGUCUACCUCCCACACACGGCUGGCCGGUACGCGAAGAAGCAGUUCAAGAAGGCGCAGAUGCCCAUUGUGGAGCGUUUGGUGGACAGCUUGAUGAUGAAGGGUCGCAACAACGGCAAGAAGCUGAUGGCCGUCCGCAUUGUCGCACACGCCUUUGAGAUCAUCCACCUCCUCACCGACCAGAACCCCAUCCAGGUUCUUGUUGAUGCUAUCGUCAACACUGGUCCUCGCGAGGACUCCACCCGUAUUGGAUCGCAGGGUACCGUCCGUCGUCAGGCCGUCGAUGUCUCUCCUCUCCGGAGAGUCAACCAGGCCAUCUCCCUCCUUACCAUUGGCACCCGUGAAUCUGCAUUCCGUAACGUCAAAUCCAUAGCUGAGUGCCUGGCCGACGAACUCAUCAACGCGGCGAAGGGUUCUUCGAACUCGUAUGCCAUCAAGAAAAAAGACGAGCUGGAGCGUGUGGCCAAGUCCAACCGGUGAUUGCCUUGUUGUUUCUUGGAGGGAGGUUGUAUGUCAACUGGCAGCUUGGGUUCAUACUGUUUUUUUAUUCGCUUUCGCCCAUGAUCGUCUAUGCCUCCCAUGUUUGUCACACUUCUCUGCAAUUCCACCCAUGCUGCCAUUUGAUGUG
Messenger RNA from Heterobasidion irregulare TC 32-1, 760 nucleotides. RefSeq lists its product as uncharacterized. Lineage: Eukaryota; Fungi; Basidiomycota; Agaricomycetes; Russulales; Bondarzewiaceae. Bases 1 to 612 code for a protein of 203 amino acids. Gene Ontology annotation, biological process: ribosomal small subunit assembly; translation. Gene Ontology annotation, cellular component: cytosolic small ribosomal subunit; ribosome. The record is from RefSeq and is a predicted model, not a curated record. Gene Ontology annotation, molecular function: mRNA binding; rRNA binding; structural constituent of ribosome. The transcript has 6 exons.